Symbiodinium pilosum is the source of this 1347-nucleotide messenger RNA. The record is from the annotation of a GenBank genome assembly. NCBI's taxonomy places the organism in Eukaryota, Dinophyceae, Suessiales, Symbiodiniaceae.
AUGGCAGAAACCGAGAAGAAAAAAAAGAAGAAGGCGGUGGAAGAAUUGUACAUAAAGCCAGAAGAGACGCAGAAGCCGAUCGACACAUCCAAGUGGCCGCUGCUGCUCAAGAACUACUCAAAGCUCUUGGUCAGGACAGGCCACUACACUCCUUUGCCGUUCGGCUGCUCGCCAAUGACGCGGCCACUGGACGCAUAUUUGCUCUACGGCAUUCUCAACUUGGAUAAGCCCGUGAACCCUUCCAGUCACGAGGUGGUGUCUUGGAUAAAGCGGAUUAUGAACUGCGAGAAGACCGGCCACUCUGGUACUUUGGAUCCCAAGGUUUCUGGAUGCCUGCUUGUGUGCUUGAACCGAGCCACGCGUCUUGUGAAAGCCCAACAAUCGGCGGGCAAAGAGUACAUUGCCGUAGUUCGAUUUCACUCCGACGUCGGCGGCGCGUCAAAGGUUCAGAAGGCCCUGGACGAGCUGACUGGAGCAUGUUUCCAGAGGCCCCCCGUGAUCUCGGCCGUGAAGAGGCAGCUGCGGGUUCGCACCAUUUACGAGGCCAAGUUGCUUGAGUACAACGCGAAGAGACAGAUGGCAGUUGUCUGGGCCUCCUGCGAGGCGGGAACCUACAUCAGAACGCUUUGCGUUCAUCUUGGCUUCAUGCUGGGCGUUGGUGCUCACAUGCAGGAGCUCCGGCGAAACAGGUCCGGUGUGUUAGAUGAGCACAAGUAUAUGUCCACGAUGCAUGACGUGCUGGACGCGCAGUACAUGUACAAUAACAUGCGAGACGAGAAGUACUUGCGCCGGGUAGUCAUGCCCUUGGAGCUCAUACUUACAAACUACCCCCGCAUUGUGGUCAAGGACAGCGCUGUCAACGCCAUUUGUUACGGGGCGCAGCUCAUGAUCCCCGGAGUCCUGCGAUUUGAGCAGCAAAUAGAGGUGGGCUCAGAAAUAGUCAUGAUGACCACCAAGGGGGAGGCUAUCGCUACAGGGAUUGCGCAGAUGACAACUGCGGUGAUCGCUUCAGUCGAUCAUGGCGUUGUAGCAGUGAUCAAGCGUGUCAUCAUGGAGCGUGAUACUUACAAUAUGCGAUGGGGCUAUGGCCCACGCUCAAGUGAUAAGAAGAAGCUUAUCCUUGCAGGGAAGCUGACAGAGAAGGGAAAGCCCAACGAGAACACGCCGAAAGCAUGGCUGCUAGGUCAAGGAAGGUGGAGCUACCUUCCGAAGCUGACAAGUGAAGAAGCUCAGGCAGAGAUGGAUGAAGCUCUCAAAGCUGCAGCUAAAGCUGGAAAGAAGAAGCGGGCCGCGGAGGCGUGUCCAGUCCUUAUUCGGGGUGCUUCGCAGCAUUGGCAUCAUGCAUGA